AUGGCAGAAGCCGCACAACAGAUUCCCGAAGACAUUCACAUGGAAACUGAUGACGAGACGCAUCCGCAAAAACGAGAUGCAGAGUCAAGCGCGAUCUUGGAGGGAAGCGGCAUUUCCUGCGACGUUGUGUGCACCCGCGUCGAAAGCACUCCGGACACUUCACUGGUGGAGUACAUCGAUAUCGCGCCCGAUUCGGAGGAGGUGGAUUUGAGUCACAGUCGCAUAGACAAGAUCGAGGAUAUGCAGAUGCUGACAAAGGUAAAAAGUUUGUGUUUCCGACAGAACUUGAUCAAGAAGAUCGAAAAUCUGCACUUCUUGGCGUCGACGUUAGUUGAACUCGACCUGUACGACAACCAGCUGGAAAAAGUGGAGAACCUGGACGCGCUUGUGAAUUUGGAACACCUGGACUUGUCUUUCAAUCGUAUACGCGUCAUCGAGAACUUGGACCACCUGACGAACCUGAAACGGCUGUACUUUGUGCACAACAAGAUCACGCAGAUCGCCAAUCUGGACGCGUUGCAUAAGCUGGAAAUCUUGGAGCUGGGUGACAACCGCCUUCGCAAGAUUGAGAACCUGGACAGCUUGACGAACCUUACCGAGCUCUAUCUGGGUAAGAAUAAGAUUACGGUGAUUGAGGGUUUGACGAAACUGACCAAGUUACGGAUAUUGAGCAUACAGAGCAAUCGUCUGACCGUCAUCCAGGGUCUGGAGACGUUGGUCGAGCUGCGCGAACUGUACUUGAGCAGUAACGGCAUUUCGAAUAUCGACGGUUUGGGCGGUAAUCUAAAGCUGAAUAUUUUGGACCUGGCUUGCAACCGCAUUGCUAAUCUGAAGAACCUCGAUCACUUGCUGGAUCUGCAAGAACUGUGGUUCAACGACAACCUGCUCAGCGACUUUCGCAAGCUGGACGACUUGCAGCCGUGUCUCAAGCUGAACACCGUCUACUUUGAGCGCAACCCAAUUUACAGCGAUCCGAAUUAUCGCCGCAAGGUGAAACUUGCCUUUCCUCAUCUGGACCAGAUCGACGCUACCUUGUGCCAUGCUUAA
Messenger RNA from Soboliphyme baturini, 1047 nucleotides. Lineage: Eukaryota; Metazoa; Nematoda; Enoplea; Dioctophymatida; Soboliphymatidae. The record is from the annotation of a GenBank genome assembly.